This is a messenger RNA of Salvelinus fontinalis (brook trout), 1434 nucleotides long. Its product is annotated as putative nuclease HARBI1. The record is from RefSeq and is a predicted model, not a curated record. The coding region runs from base 1 to 1032 and encodes 343 amino acids. Lineage: Eukaryota; Metazoa; Chordata; Actinopteri; Salmoniformes; Salmonidae. The transcript has 4 exons.
AUGGCAUGCCCAUUCGUGCGAGAUGUGGUGGAUGAAGAAGCACUUGUGCUGAGGAGAGCCUUCAGGCGAGAAAGGGUCUUCAGGGACCGGUUGGACCCACUGGCCUUCCCUGAUGACCAUCUAUAUGAAAGAUACAGGUUUUCUGCAGAUGGCAUCAGGUAUCUAUGCAGACUACUGGGUCCCAGGAUUAAGCACCGCACUGCACGGAGCCAUGCACUGAGUGUGGAGCAAAUGGUUUGUGUGGCCUUGCGCUUUUUUGCUAGUGGAGCCUUCCUGUACUCAGUGGGGGAUGCAGAACAGCUGAACAAGGCCACAAUUUGCCGCACAAUAAGGAGUGUGUGUCUGGCUAUCAAAGCAUUAGCAGAUGUCUUCAUCUCCUUCCCUGGCCACAGAAGACUCUGUGACAUCAAAGAGGAGUUCUAUAGGAUUGCAGGUUUCCCCAAUGUCAUUGGUGCAGUGGACUGCACACACAUAAGGAUAAAAGCCCCCUCAGGUGCCCAUGAGGCCGAUUUUGUGAAUAGGAAAUCCUUUCACAGCAUUAAUGUUCAGAUGGUCUGCAAUGCUGACUGUGUGAUCAGCAAUGUUGUGGCAAAAUGGCCUGGCUCAGUCCAUGACUCCAGAAUCUUUCGGGCCUCUGAAAUCUAUCAGUGCCUAUCACAAAGUGAAUUCUCUGGUGUGUUGCUGGGAGACAGGGGGUAUGGCUGCCAGCCUUUUCUCCUGACACCUUUCACAGACCCCCAGGAAGCACAGCAGGCCUACAACCAUGCCCAUGCCAGGACCAAGGCCAGAGUUGAAAUUACCUUUGGCCUCCUGAAGGCACGCUUUCACUGCCUUCACAAAUUAAGGGUCAGCCCUGUUAGGGCAUGUGAUAUUACUGUGGCUUGUGCUGUCCUCCACAAUGUGGCCUGCCUGAGGAAGGAGAGGGCCCCCAGAGUGCCACCAGCCAUGGACUGGGACAAUCCGUCAAUCUUCCCUGAUGACGACAGUGGUCGGCUGCUGAGGGACCAAUAUGUGUUGAAUUAUUUUAGUUAGUAUGUGUGCUUUCAAUUUUGGUUAAAUAUGUCCUGCGGUGGCAGAGGAAUUUGGUUUUUUUGGGGUUUGUUUUUUUACGAAUUUGGCCUCUUAUGAUGUUUGUGCGGUAUACUGUGUGUAAUACAAGGCUGCAGGGAGGCUACUGCAUCCAUUAAUUUGUCUGUUCAGUUGAUGUGUAUGGAUUUGUCCUGCAUUUAUUUUAGUGUGCAGACAUGCAGGGUGUGUUAUAUACAGACCUUUGAAUGUGUAUGUAUCAUUUUGUAUAAUAUGCUUGGAUUCUGUGCUUUCCAUCUUGUAGAGUCACUGUGACUUCAGUUUCGAAAGGAGCUGACGGUUUACCUGCUUUGUUUUGUCCUUAUUCAAUAAAGGAACAUAAUGUUACACAUUGUGUUUUUAUAUUCA